Molecule: messenger RNA, 1548 nt
Organism: Daldinia childiae
Lineage: Eukaryota; Fungi; Ascomycota; Sordariomycetes; Xylariales; Hypoxylaceae
Product: putative udp-galactopyranose mutase protein
Exons: 6
Coding region: 1-1548 (515 amino acids)
Molecular function (GO): oxidoreductase activity
Source: RefSeq, a predicted model, not a curated record
AUGUGUGCAGACAUUAACGUCGACGUUCUCGUUAUCGGUGCUGGACCUACGGGUCUAGGUGCUGCGAAGCGCCUCCACCAGUUGAACGGUCCUUCAUGGCUGAUCAUUGACUCCAACGAGAAGGCUGGUGGUCUUGCCUCUACAGAUGUCACUCCCGAGGGCUUCCUCUACGACGUUGGUGGCCACGUCAUUUUCUCUCACUACAAGUACUUCGACGACUGCAUCGACGAGGCUCUCCCUAAGGAAGAUGACUGGUAUACUCACCAGCGUAUCUCCUAUGUCCGCUACAAGGGCCUAUGGGUUCCUUACCCUUUCCAGAACAACAUCUCCAUGCUGCCUAAGGAGGACCAGGUCGAAGCUCUCGACGGCUUGAUCGAUGCUGCCCUCGAGGUUCGUGUCUCAAACACGAAGCCUAAGGACUUCGACGAGUGGAUCAUGCGCAUGACUGGUUCCGGUAUUGCCAACAUGUUCAUGAGGCCCUACAACUACAAGGUCUGGGCUGUUCCCACCACCAAGAUGCAAUGCCAAUGGCUGGGUGAGCGUGUCGCUGCCCCUGACGUCAAGAACGUGGUGAAGAACGUCGUUCUGAACAAGGUUGCCGGAAACUGGGGUCCCAACGCCACCUUCCGCUUCCCUGCUCGUGAUGGCACUGGUGGUAUCUGGAUCGCUGUCGCGAACACUCUUCCUGACGAGAAGAAGCGCUUUGGUAAGAAGGGUGAGGUCACCAAGGUCGAUGCCAACAAGAAGGUCGUUACCCUCCAGGAUGGUACUACUAUCGGCUAUGAUAAGCUUGUCUCUACCAUGAACGUCGAUCAACUAGUCGAGACCAUGGGCAACCAGGAGCUGGUUACGCUGAGCAAGGGCCUAUUCUACUCUUCCACUCACGUCAUCGGUGUUGGUCUCCGAGGUGCGCGACCAGAACGUAUCGGCGAUAAGUGCUGGCUAUACUUCCCCGAGGACAACUGCCCCUUCUACCGCGCCACCAUCUUCUCCAACUACUCGCCUUACAACCAGCCUGAGGCUGAUGUCAAGCUCCCCACCAUCCAAAUUGCCGAUGGCAGCAAGCCUACAAGCACAGAGCCCAAGGAGGGACCCUACUGGUCUAUCAUGCUUGAGGUUUCGCAAUCGUCCCUGAAGCCUGUUGACGAGGCAAACCUGCUCAAGGACUGUAUCCAGGGACUGAUCAACACUGACAUGAUCAAGGCUGAAGACGAGAUUGUCUCCACCUACCACCGCAAGUUCGAUCACGGUUACCCCACACCCAGUCUCGAGCGUGAGGGUGUCCUGAAGCAACUUCUCCCCAAGCUUCAAGACCUAGACAUCUACUCCCGUGGUCGCUUCGGCAGCUGGCGAUACGAGGUUGGUAACCAGGACCACUCAUUUAUGUUGGGUGUUGAGGCCGCAGACCACAUCGUCAACGGUGCCGUUGAGCUUACUCUCAACUACCCUGACUUCGUCAACAGCCGUCAAAACACUGAGCGUCGCCUUGACCAAGGCCCUCUGGCUGCUAAGAAGAACGGCACUUCUCUACCCUCGCGCUCGAAGUAA